AUGGCUCUCAGACUCGGCAGGCUACUGCCACGUCGUCAGUGGCAUUGGGCUGGUCUCAGCUGCCGGUCCUUUAGUUCCAGUGAGGUCAAUUGCUCCGGUCACAACAAAUGGUCCUCCAUCAAGCAUGACAAGGCCCGGAAUGACAAGGCCAAGAGCAAAGAAAGAGCCAUGAUGGGCAAAGAGAUUGCGAGUGCUACACAAAUGUGGGGUGCCGAUACAAAGUUCAAUCCCCGUCUAGCUCUGGCACUCUCGAACGCAAAGCGAGCCUCCAUUCCCAAAAUUGUUAUCGAUGCCGCAAUCGCACGUGGACAAGGUCUUAGUGUCUCAGGCCAAGCAUUAGAAUCCCUGACAAUCGAAGCGAUGCUACCGGGCAACGUAGCUGCAGUGGUUGAGUGCCAAACGGAUCAAAAGGCGCGCGUGCUACAAGACGUUCGCUACAUCAUCAAGGAUCACGGUGGCAUCGUUACCCCUACUACAUUCCUCUUUGAGCGGAAAGGGAGAGUUGUCAUGGAGAAGCAGGAGGCCACAGAUCCGGACGAAUACUUGGAUCAGGCAAUUGAGGCCGGCGCAACAGAUAUCACGACUGAUGAUAAAGGUCGCCUCGUGCUUUUGACGGAUCCGUCAGAGACAAAGACUGUUGGCGAAGUAUUUGCCAACCUUUCCAGUCUUGUGAUUGAAGAAUUGGAAAUGAUUUGGGAUCCGAACACGGACUCUCUCGUUGAGGUGCAAGACGAGGAACAAACAAAAGCUCUGGAGGACCUUCUGAGUGCUCUGCGGGAAGAUCCCAGUGUCCAAGAGAUCUACUUGAACUCGACUGAACAUUUCUAA
This is a messenger RNA of Penicillium brevicompactum, 828 nucleotides long. Its product is annotated as post-initiation translation factor DPC29. Gene Ontology annotation, cellular component: mitochondrion. NCBI's taxonomy places the organism in Eukaryota, Fungi, Ascomycota, Eurotiomycetes, Eurotiales, Aspergillaceae. The record is from RefSeq and is a predicted model, not a curated record. Bases 1 to 828 code for a protein of 275 amino acids. The transcript has 2 exons.